Dreissena polymorpha is the source of this 999-nucleotide messenger RNA. RefSeq names its product neuromedin-U receptor 2-like. Gene Ontology annotation, molecular function: G protein-coupled receptor activity. The transcript is spliced from 2 exons. Gene Ontology annotation, biological process: G protein-coupled receptor signaling pathway. NCBI's taxonomy places the organism in Eukaryota, Metazoa, Mollusca, Bivalvia, Myida, Dreissenidae. Gene Ontology annotation, cellular component: membrane. The record is from RefSeq and is a predicted model, not a curated record. The coding region runs from base 1 to 999 and encodes 332 amino acids.
AUGUCUAACGAAACCGACAGCGACAAUAUGGCGUACACGGAGUUUGGUCUAUACAAGGCAGGUAUUCUCAUCUGGAAGGUUGUACCACCAAUACUCAUCCUGGUUGGAACCAUCGGGAACAGUCUCUCAAUACUAGUCCUUACUCGUCGCUCCAUCCGGGUCUCCACUACGGCACUUUUCUUGACAGUUCUUGCGUGCUCGGACCUACUGGUGUUAUAUUCGGGCCUUCUGAGACAGUGGUUGAUUUACUUGUUUGACACUGACGUUCGACAUAUAAGUGAGGCGGGCUGUAAGAUUAGCAUGUGGUUGGUGUAUAGUUCUUUGGAUUUUUCAGCCUGGAUUCUUAUACUUGUGACAUUGGAAAGAGUAGUUUUGGCCUGGUUUCCUCAUCACGGUCGCAUAGUUAGCAACAGAAAAAGUGCAGUUGCAUGUCUGGCAGUAAUAUGUGGGUUUAUACUGGGUAUAAAUGCGCAUAUGCUGUACGGCAUGGUUUUCAAAAUAGAGUAUGAUUCCAAUAACAAUCCAUACCUGCACACGUGUACAGUAAUAGACGACGCCUACUACAGAUUUUUCAGCCAAGUUUGGCCGUGGAUUGAUUUAAGCGUCUUUUGUGUUGUUCCGUUUGCAGUCAUUGUAAUAGGAAACACAAUGAUAUUGUUUAAAGUACUGCAAAGCAAGAAGAAAACCAGGUCAUCGAUUAGGCCUAUGGGCUCAUUACCAAACUCUCAGACCAAGUACCAGAGCAACAAUAACGGGAAGAAGUCCUCAAUGACGGUAGUGUUGUUUACGCUUAACAUCGUUUUCAUCGUGACCACCUCACCAGUAAGCAUUUACAACAUUGGAUAUGCGUAUUGGGGAACGGACAUGUCCGACGCAAACACUGCCAAGUUAGAUUUCUGGUGGGCAGUUAAACAAGUGAACAAGAGAGUGAAUUCAGUUAUGAUGAACGAUGAGUACACAAAGGAAGAAACUCAGGUGAUCAGUAGAGCAGUUUGGUAA